Mucor velutinosus is the source of this 1062-nucleotide messenger RNA. It is a transcript of the gene MET32, whose product is annotated as transcriptional regulator of sulfur amino acid metabolism. The transcript is spliced from 2 exons. Gene Ontology annotation, biological process: tRNA-type intron splice site recognition and cleavage. NCBI's taxonomy places the organism in Eukaryota, Fungi, Mucoromycota, Mucoromycetes, Mucorales, Mucoraceae. Gene Ontology annotation, cellular component: tRNA-intron endonuclease complex. The coding region runs from base 1 to 1062 and encodes 353 amino acids. The record is from RefSeq and is a predicted model, not a curated record.
AUGAGCGACGCAGAAGACGAUGAAGUAUGGAUAGACUAUUCACAGUUGCUGGGCAAAAAGAGCAAAAAGAAUCAAGCACUAAAACGAGGCGAAAAGACCAAUGUACCACAUCAGCUAGAUCAGCAGCAACUGGCCAGAUCUCGUCAAGCCCUGUUUGAAUGCAUAGCGCAGAAGGUGCCUACACCCAAAAAUGCCAGUGUAGGUCAAUUGAGCGCAUCGCCUCCUUAUCAUACAACCAUCACAAAGAGCAAAGGCACGCAUUUACACUCCAUGGGCUUCUCCCAUCAAGGCGCAAUCACACUAUUCCCAGAGGAAGCGGCAUUCCUGAUAGCCAGAAAUGCAUUGACAGUUACACAGCACGACGCAGAUCCAACUCACUUUGAAGACUACUGUCAGCUCAUGUGCGAAUGCUGCGAUGGCUGGAUUACAUUUGAUAAAUACCAAGUGUAUGCGUAUCUAAAGCGACUUGGAUACAUUGUCAUGCGAUCAAAGAAGCUGCCUGUUACUACCAAACAGACAGCAGCAAAAGAGCCAUCCAUGCCCAGCAUGUUCAAGCUGUUGUUUGAUACUAUCACGCACUGGAUCCAGCCCUUACAGAGUAGGCCGCUUGUAUGGGACUACAGAUGCACCAAUUACCCACAGAUGUACUCUACCUUGCAAAUCAUACCGUCUACGCCGUGGUACAAGCCAUUCUACACAUCGCUAUGCCCUGCAUUUGAUUGGGAUGUAUACAAGCCAAGGCCUGGCUGGAAAAAGAAAGACCCAGGCGAGCCAGAUUUCCGAGUUGUGGUCAAGAAUGUCCAUGAGGCCAUGCCGACACUGUACGAGCAGAAUCAGUUCUUUAGCCAGUUGAUCGGCACUUGCAAUAUCAAUUACAAACCUGCCCUCAAGCACACUGCAUUGGGACUACUUGCACCUACCUUUGUCAUGGCUCUAGUGGGAGAUGCAGAAGGCAUUACGUUUUUAAGACUGACUGGUGAUGGCGUGGAGGAUGUGUCCAAUGUCGAAGCAUUCAGUCAAAAGAGGGCAGCAGGAAAGACAGCAGGUCGAUCCAUAGUUUAA